AUGGCCGUCGACAAGAUCGCCCCCAACGACCCGCGCGUCGAGCGCAAGCAGGCCGAGGUCAGGGGCAAGACCUACUCCUACCUCUUCAGCAAGCCCGAGGGCGACGCCGCCCCCAAGGGCUCCGUCGUCCUCAUCCACGGCUUCCCCGACAUCUCGCUCGGCUGGCGCUACCAGAUCCCCAUGUUCCUCGCCCAGGGAUACCAGGUCAUCGUCCCGGACACCCUGGGCUACGGGCAGACGGCCUCCCCGGCCGAGCUCGAGGCUUUUUCCCUCAAGAGCAUGUCGGACGACAUCAAGGCGCUCUGCGACAGCAUCAUCCCGGGCGAGCAGAUCAUCCUCGGCGGCCACGACUGGGGCGGAGCGCUCGUCUGGCGCCUCGCCAUGUGGCACCCGUCCCUGAUCAAGGGCGUCUUCAGCGUCUGCACGCCCUACAACGCGCCCACGACGGCCUGGUUCGACCUCGCCGACGUCAUCGCCGCGGGCCGCCUGACCAACUUCAAGUACCAGCUCCAGCUGCGCAGCGAGGAGGUGCCCGAGAAGCUCACCAAGCCCGAGGACAUCCGUCAGUUCCUGCAAGGCAUCUACGGCGGCAAAGGCCCCGCGGGCGAGCUCGUCUUCAACACGGAGAGGGGCAUCAUCUGGGAGAACAUCGGCAAGAUCGGCCCCACGCCGCUGCUGUCCGAGGAGGAGAUUGCGUACUACGCCGACAACUUUAGCAAGUCGGGCAUGCGCGGCCCGACCAACUGGUACCGCACGCGCAAGAUCAACCACGACGAGGAGCUGCCGCUCGCGGAGGCGGCGGAGAAGAGCGGGGAGGCGUACAAGGUGACGCCGCCCAGUCUCUUCAUCUCGGCGACAAAGGACGCGGCGCUGCCGCCGGCCAUGGCGGCGGGCAUGGACAAGCACUUUGAGGACCUGUCGAGGGGCGAGGUGACGGCGACGCACUGGGCGUUGUGGGAGGCGCCCGAGGAGGUGAAUAAGCAGAUCAAGGCGUGGAUCGAGAGCAAGGUCGACAAGAAGCCGACGGCGUCGUUGUAA
Molecule: messenger RNA, 1038 nt
Organism: Colletotrichum abscissum
Lineage: Eukaryota; Fungi; Ascomycota; Sordariomycetes; Glomerellales; Glomerellaceae
Exons: 1
Coding region: 1-1038 (345 amino acids)
Molecular function (GO): hydrolase activity
Source: RefSeq, a predicted model, not a curated record